Nothoprocta perdicaria is the source of this 2682-nucleotide messenger RNA. It is a transcript of the gene ABCB6, whose product is annotated as ATP binding cassette subfamily B member 6 (Langereis blood group). The transcript is spliced from 19 exons. Gene Ontology annotation, cellular component: membrane. NCBI's taxonomy places the organism in Eukaryota, Metazoa, Chordata, Aves, Tinamiformes, Tinamidae. The record is from RefSeq and is a predicted model, not a curated record. The coding region runs from base 3 to 2525 and encodes 840 amino acids. Gene Ontology annotation, molecular function: ATP hydrolysis activity; ATP binding; heme binding. Gene Ontology annotation, biological process: transmembrane transport; heme transport.
GGAUGGCGGUGCUGGGCAGCUACUGCGAGGGCAACAGCUCCAUCGCGCAGGCCUGGGUGCAGCAGGGCUUCCAGCCGUGCUUCUUCUUCACGCUGGUGCCCGCCGUGCUGCUGAGCGUGUGCCUGCUGCUGGGCGCGCUGCAGUCCGCGUGCUACGCGCGCUGCGGCCGCGCCAUGGAGCCCAAGUACAUCCCCCGCUCGCGCCUCUACCGCGGCCAGGUGCUGCUGUCGCUGCUGCUGGCCCUGCAGCCCCUGGGCGGGCUGCUCUGGCAGCUGGGCGGCCCGGGACGGCUCUACGGCUACAUGGUGCUGCACGCCGGCCUCUGGGCGCUCAGCUGGGCCGCCGCCGUGGCCCUGCUGCAGCUGGAGCACACGCGGGUGCUGGUGCGUGACCGGACGCGGGGCCACGGCACCGUCCUGCUGCUCUUCUGGGCGCUGGCCUUCGCGGCCGAGAACCUCGCCUUGGUGUCCUGGAGGAGCCCGCUGUGGUGGUGGGCGCUGGAGGACACCAACCAGAAGGUGCAGUUCAGCCUGUGGCUGCUGCGUUACAUCUGCACCUUCACGCUCUUUGUCCUGGGCAUGAAGGCGCCCGGGCUGCCCCGCAAGCCCUACAUGCUGCUGGUGAAUGAGGAGGAGCGCGAUGUGGAGAACACGCAGCCUCUGCUGCCGGAGGCCGGCAGGACCACGUCCACGUGGAAGGAUUUCCGGAGGAAGCUGCGGCUGCUGGUGCAGUACAUGUGGCCGAGGGGCAACCGGCUGCUGCAGGGGCUGGUGCUCUUCUGCAUGGCGCUCAUGGGGCUCGAACGGGCCAUCAACGUCUUCGUGCCCAUCUACUACAAGAACAUCGUGAACGAGCUCACGGGCGGUGCUCCCUGGCACACCCUGGCCUGGACCGUCUGCAUCUACGUGGCGUUGAAGUUCCUGCAGGGUGGAGGUGCUGGCGCCACCGGCUUCCUGAGCAACCUGCGCACGUUCCUGUGGGUCUGGGUGCAGCAGUUCACCAACCGGCAGGUGCAGGUGCAGCUCUUCGCCCACCUGCACGGCCUGUCGCUGCGCUGGCACCUGGGCCGCCGCACGGGCGAGGUGCUGCGCAGCGUGGACCGCGGCACCAGCAGCAUCAACAGCCUGCUCAGCUACGUCGUCUUCAGCAUCGUCCCCACCAUUGCAGACAUCGUGAUCGGCAUCAUCUAUUUCACCUCGGCCUUCAGCGCCUGGUUCGGCCUCAUCAUCUUCAUGUGCAUGAGCCUGUACUUGACUCUCACCAUCCUCAUCACGGAGUGGAGGACCAAGUACCGGCGGGACAUGAACACGCGGGACAACGAGGCCAAGUCCCGGGCCGUGGACUCGCUGCUCAACUUUGAGACGGUCAAGUACUACAACGCCGAGAGCUACGAGGUGAACCGCUUCAAUGAGGCCAUCCGCAAGUACCAGGUCUCCGAGUGGAAAGUUAGCGCCUCGCUGGGCCUCCUCAACCAAACGCAGAACCUGGUCAUCGGCCUGGGGCUGCUGGCGGGGUCCCUGCUCUGUGCCUACUUUGUCACGGAGCACAAGCUGCAGGUGGGAGACUUUGUCCUCUUCGGCACCUACAUCAUCCAGCUCUACACACCGCUCAACUGGUUUGGGACUUACUACAGGAUGAUCCAGACCUCCUUCAUUGACAUGGAGAACAUGUUUGAGCUCUUCAAUGAGGAGCAGGAGGUGAAGGAUGCGGUCAACGCUGGGGAUCUGCGCUUGGAGGCCGGGCGCAUCGAGUUUGAGAACGUGCACUUCAGCUACGUGGAGGGGAAGGAGAUCCUGCAUGACGUCUCCUUCUCYGUGAUGCCUGGGCAGACCUUGGCCCUGGUGGGGCCUUCGGGCUCAGGGAAGAGCACCAUCAUCCGCCUGCUGUUCCGCUUCUACGACGUGUGGGGCGGCUGCAUCCGCAUCGACGGGCAGGACAUCUCCCAGGUGAAGCAGGCGUCGCUGCGCGCCCACAUYGGCGUGGUGCCCCAGGACACGGUCCUCUUCAACGACACCAUCUCCAACAACAUCCGCUACGGACGGGUCUCAGCCACCGAUGAGGAGGUGCAGGAGGCAGCGCGGGCUGCUGACAUCCACGACCGCAUCCUCUCCUUCCCCGAUGGAUACAGCACCCAGGUGGGGGAGCGGGGGCUCAAGCUGAGCGGGGGCGAGAAGCAGCGCGUGGCCAUCGCGCGCACCAUCCUGAAGGGGCCCCGCAUCAUCCUGCUGGACGAGGCCACGUCCGCGCUCGACACGGAGACCGAGCGGAACAUCCAGGCCUCCCUAGCCAAGGUCUGCGCCCACCGCACCAGCAUCGUYGUGGCACACAGGCUCUCCACGGUGGUGGGCGCAGACCAGAUCCUGGUGCUCAAGGAGGGCCGCGUGGUGGAGCGAGGCAGGCACGAGGAGCUGCUGCAGAAGGGGGGUGUCUACGCCAGCAUGUGGCUGCAGCAGCAGGCCGGCGAGGACGGCGACGGCAAGGAGUGCGGCACCGAGAAGGCCCCGGGCAGCAGCAAGGGGCAGUGAGCGCGGCCGGGCGCUCUGCUGUGACACUGAACCAGGACCCGGCGCCCGCGGGGCUGCAGACUGUUUGCUGGGAGCUGCGGGGACUGGGCCGGACACUCCGCUGCGGUUGUACCCGUGUGUUUUGCUGUGUGUAGUUCCUUAAACCAGGUCCUCCCCA